Molecule: messenger RNA, 2961 nt
Organism: Zygosaccharomyces rouxii
Lineage: Eukaryota; Fungi; Ascomycota; Saccharomycetes; Saccharomycetales; Saccharomycetaceae
Gene: CYM1
Product: pitrilysin family metalloprotease
Exons: 1
Coding region: 1-2961 (986 amino acids)
Biological process (GO): protein processing
Cellular component (GO): mitochondrial matrix
Molecular function (GO): metal ion binding
Source: RefSeq, a predicted model, not a curated record
AUGUUACGUUUUCAAAGGUACGCAUCUUCGUAUGCACAAUCAAGAGUGCUUAGGAGGUAUCCGGUUGGUGGCUUAAUCCAUGGAUAUGAAGUCAGAAGGGUAUUACCGGUGCCUGAAUUGAAAUUAACAGCAGUAGAUUUAGUCCACGAACGAACUGGAGCUGAGCACUUACACAUCGAUAGGGAUGACAAGAACAAUGUUUUUACAAUCGGUUUUAAGACGAAUCCACCAAACGCUACUGGUGUCCCUCACAUUUUAGAACAUACUACGCUAUGUGGAUCUGUCAAAUAUCCUGUUAGAGAUCCAUUCUUCAAGAUGCUUAACAGAUCACUUUCGAACUUCAUGAACGCAAUGACGGGUCCUGAUUACACUUUCUACCCAUUCAGCACUACCAAUAGAGCUGAUUUUGCAAACUUGAGGGAUGUAUAUGUGGAUGCGACUUUUAAUCCACUAUUGACACCGGAGGAUUUCUAUCAAGAAGGUUGGAGAUUGGAACAUAGUGAUGUUAAGGAUUCUAAAAGUGAUAUUGUUUUCAAAGGUGUUGUUUAUAAUGAAAUGAAGGGACAAGUCUCUAAUGCUAACUAUUACUUUUGGAUUAAAUUUCAAGAAUCGAUAUACCCAUCAUUGAACAAUUCCGGUGGUGAUCCUCAGAAGAUUACAGACUUAUUCUAUCAGGAUCUGGUAGAUUUCCAUCACGCGCAUUAUCAUCCAUCCAAUGCGAAGACUUUAACAUACGGUAAUUUCCCAUUGGAAGAGAGUUUACAAAGGUUGAAUGAAGAAUUCGAAAACUUCGGUAAAAGGUCAAGAUCUGAUGGAAAAUUGUUACCUAUCGAGCUUCCACAGGACUUGGAAGUUCGUAAAGCCGGUCAAGCUGACCCUAUGUUACCUCCAGAGAGACAGUUGAAAACUUCUAUGACUUGGAUCUGUGGAGAACCUCAAGACACGUAUGAAACUUUUCUAUUGAGAGUUUUAAGCAAUUUACUCAUGGAUGGUCACUCCUCUGUGUUCUAUCAAAGAUUAAUUGAAAGUGGAAUAGGGUUAGAUUUUUCUGUAAAUUCUGGGCUUGAUUCUGCAAGCGCAGCCAAUUUUGUGACUAUAGGUCUACAGGGUGUUCAAGAUGUAGAUGAAUUUAGGAAAACCGUUAAAGAUAUCUUUGCGGAAGUGGCUAACAAGCCCUUUAACCGCGACAGAAUCGAAGCUAUUAUGCAACAAUUGGAAUUGAGUAAGAAAGAUCACAAGUCUGAUUUUGGUCUACAAUUAGCAUGUUCUUUAGUGCCAAGUUGGACAAAUAAGGUGGAUCCAUUUGAAAGUUUACUAUUUGAUGAAAUUUUGCAAAGAUUCAGAGAAGAUUUAGAGAAUAAGGGUGAUUCGUUAUUCCAAGAUUUGCUCAAAAAAUAUAUCGUGGAUAAACCAUCAUUCCUAUUUACUAUGGAGCCUGUAGAGGACUUCUCACAGAGGUUAGAGGUGGAAGAAAAGGAACGUUUGGGUCGUAAACUGGAUCAGUUGGAUGAAAGUGAUAGGGAAGUUGUGUACAACCGUGGUCUAUUGCUACAAGAAAAGCAGAAUGCUAAGGAAGAUUUGUCGUGUCUACCUAGUGUUAAAGUAAGCGAUAUCCCACGUAAAGACGAUACUUUUGAAGUGCGUAGACAGGAACCUAAUAUCUGGACAAGAAUUACCGAUACAAACGGUAUUAGUUACAUUAGAGCCAAGAGAGAAUUGAGUAAUUCAAUUCCCCAGGAAUUGUAUCCUUACUUGCCUUUAUUUGCCGAUUCUUUGACUAGUUUAGGUACUUCCACUGAGGAUUAUAGUGAUAUCGAAGACGCUAUGAAACUACACACCGGUGGUAUUUCCACGAUGAUCGACGUUUCUUCAGACCCAAUCACCACAAAGCCUCAUCUAUAUUUCAGAGUUAGCGGUUGGUCUCUAAAUUCUAAAACAGAGCAUGUGUUUGACCUAUGGAAGAAACUGUUGUUAGGAACAGAUUUCCAAAAACACAGCGAGAAACUAAAGAUCUUAAUUAGGGGACUAGCUUCGAACAACACAUCUGCUGUUGCGGAAGCUGGCCACUCAUUUGCUAGAGGGUACGCUGCCGCAAGUUUCAGCGCUGCUAGAGGUAUUUCUGAGAGCUUCAACGGUGUGGAACAAUUGCAAUUGAUCAAUAGACUAAAUUCUUUGUUAGAUGAUGAAGAAAGUUUCCAAAGAGAAGUUGUGGACAAAUUAGUGGAAUUGAAAAACCGUAUAAUCAGUUCUCAAGGUUUGGAGUUCUUCAUAACUACAGAUUCUGAUCCUGUGGUUUCCUCAUUGGCUAAACAAAUCUCACAGUUUGAAUCACAGUUGCCUCAAACAUUACAUAACGAUGGGUUGGAUCCUACCAGUUUCCCGUUACUCCCACAAAAACCAUCAACUUUGAUCAAUUUCCCAUUCCAAGUACACUACGCCGCUAGAUCAUUACCAGGGGUAUCAUAUACUCAUGGCGAUGGUGCUCCAUUGCAAGUGCUUGCCAAUUUGCUCACCUUCAAACAUCUACACACUGAAGUUAGAGAGAAAGGUGGUGCCUAUGGUGGUGGUGCAAGUUACAGUGCCCUUGAAGGUAUGCUCAAUUUCUUCUCUUACAGAGAUCCACGCCCAUUGCAAUCUUUGAAAACUUUUGAAAAUGCAGGCCAACACGCUUUGCAGGAGGCUCAAUGGGACUCGGCUGAUCUAGACGAAGCUAAGUUGACCAUUUUUCAAAGGCUGGAUGCUCCAAUUAGCCGUAAGAGUGAAGGUGUUUCUCUAUUCUAUUCUGGUGUAACAGAUGAGAUGAGACAGAAUAGAAGAGAGCAGCUUUUAGAUGUCACCAGAAAAGACGUCGAUAGAGUUGCUGAGAAGUAUUUAUUGAACAAGGAUGGCUCGAACGCCGUGGUUGGACCUGAAAUUGAAGGCGAAACGGUCCCACCAAAUUGGCAGAUUAAGAACUUGUAA